AGGUCCAACGACUUCCAUUUGGCGGAGACUUGCGCACGACAAACGUGCAACGGUUGCGGCGAGAUAGGACAUCCUGAAAGCAGGUGCCCUAGCGCAUCGCGCGACAUCACCUGCCCGCUCUGCCGCCAGACUGGACACCGGCCGGAGCAGUGCGAUCGGGAACCGAGCAACACCUCAGCCUGAAGAUGUCGCACCGCACGCAAUCCAAAAUCUCCUUUGCCACCUGGAACGCGGCUAGUCUUCUGCACGACGGGCGACGAAGGUUUCUCUCCACCUUGACGCGCAAACACGAUGUAGUGUUUCUACAAGAGUGCCGCAUACAACCGACGGUCACCUUUGAUAGUGGCGACUUUCUACGAUAUCUACCGACAGCUCCGAAUACAGCGCGCGGCUGCCUCACUUGGGACGCGGGUAUCGUCAUCUGCCGCCCGGACUGGAUUAUUGAAGAGACUCGAAUCGGGGACAGGUGGGUCCACGUUCGAGUCCGUCUGCCAGAAGGAUCCUUUCUCGGGCGCAACGGCCGGCAAACUCUUCAUCUCUGGAGCCUGUCCUGCCCUCCCAUCCGCACAGAAGCAGUCGAGUGGUGGGCUGCCGAUGUUCCUGGCUUCUCACGCGUCCUGCCGGGAAGCACCGACUUGGUGGUCAUCGGCGCCGACUGGAACGCUUUACACGAUGCUCACAUCGACUCACUCAACACCCACCCAAAUCAGACCCGCUGGGGUCACAUCUCGCCCGUGUUGGAGCAUCUCCACCUGUUCGAUGCCUUCCGCUUUCUACAUCCAUACGAGCGCAGGUACACACGCUACAACUACCGGCACGGGGAGAUCAGCGGCGCAAAGAGGAUCGACUCGGUCUGGAUCAGCGACUACUUUGCCGAUUCUUUGCGCGCCACCGACUUCUCCUCAUCUCCGUCCGACCACUGGGCUGCUAGCAUUGAGGUGCGGGAAGAUGACCACAUCAGCGACCUAGGUCCCGGCACCUGGCGUCUGCAUCCGGGUGUUGCCUCCGAUCCAGCAAUGAAGGCUUUCGUCGCCGACUAUGUGGAACGGUUGCUACAGAGCACGGAGUUCGCUCGGCAGGCCGGCAUCGAUGGGCCUCUAAGGACAUGGUACGCCUUCGAGGAACGACUUCGGGUGGCGAUACUCUGCAAAGGCCUCAGCAUCAAGGCCGCUCGGGAUGCUGCGCUCAGCGAGGUGCAGGUGCUACAUGAUAAACUCCUCAGUCUGGACCUCGCCCACCCUGAUCAACGCCGAGUCUUUUAGGCGACUCAUGAGCAACUGCGCCGCGCAGAGAGACUGGAGUCCGACGCAGAGAAUAUGGCCUUCGUCUCGCGCACACGAGCAGAGAUGUGGCGGCCAACGGCGUGGGUUCUUCUAAAAACACGAGGCAUCACUCCCACCAUC
Molecule: messenger RNA, 1403 nt
Organism: Ceraceosorus guamensis
Lineage: Eukaryota; Fungi; Basidiomycota; Exobasidiomycetes; Ceraceosorales; Ceraceosoraceae
Exons: 1
Coding region: 186-1262 (358 amino acids)
Source: RefSeq, a predicted model, not a curated record